GUCAGGGAAAAGAAACAUCAGUCUGGACAGGUGACAGAAAAACCAAGCUAAAAAUUUUCAUCCAAAUCGAUCAAGCCGUUUUGGCGCUAAACCUGGACAAAGAGACAGACAUAUAGAACGAUCGAGAAAUAGGGUUCACCUAAAGCGGAGCGGAGAUCCAAUAAACUGCUCGGCUGUUUUCGGAAAAACCGUAAUUUCAUAUGAACAUUCACUUGACGAUUGAUUUCUGUGACCUUAUAUUUGAGGAUUGUUGUUGUCGUUAUAUGUUUUAUGGCGCUUAUAACUUCAUGUCAUCGUGUUAUUACAAAUACCGUUUUGCGAAUUUAUCGAAAAUGAAAGUAACAUUAACACAGCGUUCUCAGCUAUGCCCUGAAGGAAUACUCUGUCGUAAUGCUUCUUGAAUUAAAAAAAAAUUCAUGUUUUUUUGCCUUAUAUUUCUCUUAAAUUACUAUAAAACGACACGGUUCCAGUUCACACUAUGAAUUUUCUUUGUGUACAAAUUAACAAAUGCAUAGACGCCUCGGGUGCAGUGUGAGAAAAUUCACGUUAAACGCGUUACUUGGACAAACCGUCGUCAUAGAAAAAUAAUCUUUAAUCGCAAACAAAAAUCUUUGUUUGAGAUGAAACCAGGAAGGAUUUUUAAUCAUGCGAUUCCGAAAUAAUCUAUGUUGGUGACUUCAACGCAAAGUUUAUUAAACAAUUGCCUGCUACUUCUACCAAUCUAUCAAAAGUUAGUUAGCUUGAUUAAAAUAUUGCAACCUUAAUUAUCUUUACAUUUCAUAUGCAGAAAAUGAAGUUGUACUAUCAUAAUUUUAGUCCCCCCAGUAUGGGAGUCUUGUUCACCCUCAACCAAUUGGAAGUUAAAUACGAACCUUAAUUUCUGGACGUCGUCGUAAAACUUGACCAGCUGAAGGAAGAUUUUCUAAAAAUAAAUCCACUCGGAAAAGUUCCUGUACUAAAAGAUGAAAGCUUUUGUUUAACUGAAAGUCACGCCAUUGCCCAGUAUGUCUGUCUCAAAUAUGAAGAAGAUUACAAGUCGCAAAAAUUAUAUCCGACAGAUUUGCAGAAUCAAGCAAAAGUCAAUUCGCUCAUGUAUCUUGAAUCAAAUUGCUUUUCAAAAAUCUACAAUUACGUGCACUUAGGACUGUGGUUGAGUGAUCAACCACCAAGAAAAGACAGAUUGAAUGAUGUUUAUUCGAGUUUGAAUAGUUUGGAAACAAUACUUGAGCGAAGCAAAUUUCUUGCCGAUGAACAUCCAACAUUGCCAGCGUGAUUCUACAUCUAACUCUUGGCGGCAGUGAAGCAGAGAUAGGAGAAAUUUAUUAUUUCGUCAACCAGAAAAAAAGCAUUGCAUCAAUAAAAAAAUGUACCACAACAUACGCAAAGUUUUCCGGUAUAGACUGUGGGACGUAACGACCACGCGGUCAUCAGAGUCAGCUUCCCCCAAUCAGGAUCGUCAGACGAUUGUCCACUCAAAUUUAUGUUUGUUGCAACAUAAUUGUUAGAGAGUAAAAUUAACUUGAAGGCUGGUUACAUACUCUUUACAAUUCUGCAACAGUGACUCGUAUACAACCAACUUCGUAUAGGCAGAUGAUCUGAAUUUGAACGAAAAGAUACGCUUAGUAAGCACGAGUAUUGCUAUGAAGUUGGCGUACGCUUAAACGCCUGUAACGCCGAAGCAGACCACAAUGGUAGGCUACUAGACUACCUGUAGUCUGACCACCAGAUUACUGAGACGUGAUCACGGAACCACGGUACAGUGCACAAUUUUCAAUUUUGAUGUGAAAAACGAUUAUCAUGGAAUACAUUGAUAUUUUUGAAAUAAACAAUUGUCUUCUAACGAUAACAACGAGCUUUAACCAAUGACAAUGUCAAGGCAAUUGGUCCAACAGUUGAAGGGAAAGACGACUCUUUUACAACAACAACAACAACGUGAUACAUAGGUUCACUUCAUUUUCGAUAAAUAGUAAAGAUUUCAAUGAAGGUAUAACUAUUAAUCAAUAUUAUCAGACGAGUUGAUUUAAAAUUGCUUUUACAAAUUAAUUUGUCACAAUUAAAUUGGGAAGAAUGUAAGAAUAAAUAGUAGCGAAUAUCUAGAUAACAACACGCAUUCCUAAUGAACGGAAAUUUCCGUGACAAAGUUUCACAUUAAUCUGACGGACGGCGAGAUAAUUACGGUAACAAUCGAAAAUUAGGAUUGUUGAAAGGACUCGGGGCGGCAUUUCAAUUUUUUUAUUCAAAUAUCUUAUAUCUUAAUUAUCAUAUAUCUAUAUAAUAAGAUAAAAUAAAGUCUACACUCUACAUAUAUGGCCACGGUGAGGAAAUCUUAUAAUUCAUUUUGUAAUUCUUUUUACAAUAUCUGAACCAUGCUGUUGUCAAAAAUGGGACUAGAGGAACAGGGUGGGACAAGUGUAAAGAAAUGGGACAAAUGUGAGACAGGCGUUGUAAUAUCAUAUAUAUCUGAUAACCCAACUGUUUCUGUAGAGACCUUAUACGUGACGUUUCAAAAAAAUUUGGGGAUGAAAGAUAAAAUAAUCGUCACGGAUCAUCGAUCGUUGUCUAAUGAAAAUUGAUUAACAAGUUUCAAAUAGUAAGCCUGACCGCUGUGAAUGAACGCAAAAAAUAAAAAUAAGGACCGUGCUUUGCAGUUUCGACCUUUUUGCCGUGUCAUGUUAGGGCAUCACUCUCUAGCUGAGUGAUGCGAUUCCAAGAAAGGCAAUGUGGGGUAAAGUCAAUGAAUAUCAAUUUGGAUUUGUUGAAAAAUACCUAAACGAAGAAAUACAUCUGAAAAAUUUAUACUGAUCAGGCGACAGACAAUUUGUCCAGCUAUAAUAAAAAUUAUCUUAUGAAUUAAUACUUUUACUCUCUAACUUAGUGCAAACUGGACGAUUAUUAUCCAGCUACGAGGUAUUUUAAUUAAGAUAGGUGGUAAGCCCAAUGAACUCGUUAGUAUAAUCGUGGAAAAGAUAACAAAUUUCCAUACAUGGCUGGGUCGAGAAUAUCAAUUUAUGAUCUAGACUGUAGGUGUAGGAUAUAUUCCUUUUCAGAACAAAGCUACGCACAGUCCGUAUGGUAAGUAAUAAAUCUAAAAACCAUACAUGUACAUUGUAUAAGAGAAAUAUUUUCAGGCGAUAAAUGAUGGAGUGUGUUUAAAUGUAGCGUUGCAUGUGUGCAGGACAAAUUCCUUGUUGUGUCCUAUUUUUGUUUUUUUUUGGCAGAAAAAUGAAAUCGAGGAUUCUAUGACUAGAUAAAUUCUCUAGCGUUACAAGAUACGAUAUGAUAUAUUUCUUUUACAAUCUGCAAGCACGCAUUGUUUUUUUGUUUUUGAAUAUUUCCGGUGUAUAGCAACAAUGUGCAAAUCAAUUUGCACGAUGCCAUAAAUGUCUAGACGCAAGAGCAAAACCUGAUCGACGAGAAAACAUUUCAGAGACACUUCAAUUGAGAUCUUCUUUAUUUCUUAUAUAUACUUGAAAAUUCUCGUAUUCAUAGACGUAUUCCAAGUCAAAAGAACGGGAGAUUUUAUAUGCUAGAGCGAUAGACAGAGAUUUAUUGUUACAGAUGUUUCCAACAUUAUGAGUAAUAUUAUUCGAUGCUUUCACGAGACAGGGUGUCGGCUUGCGAAUGGGUACUAGAAGACAGCGGAGAGUUAAUGGACGGGUAUCUGUUUAUUUAUAUUGGUACAUGUGAUAAUUUCUUAUACCAUCUGGACAAACUGUCACCUGGUAAUGUGGAUUGUACAGCAAUCAACUUAUGAUCGAAACUGGAGCAUAUAUGCCCAUUUUCAAACAUUGGCACCAAUCCACAGUUCUCUUGUCAAGUAAUAAAUCAGGAAUAUAUACAUGUAUAUUUGUAUAUUAUAUUAAAUAAUAGAAACGUUAUUAGACAACAAGUAAUUGAAUGCUCAUGUGUUCGAAAGUAGCGUGACAUGUGUGCAGGACAAAUUCCUUGUGUUGUUCUAUUUUAGUUUAUUGGCAGACAAAUAAAUUUUGUGAUCAAAUAAAUUUUUUAGUGUUCAAAGAUACGAUACAUUUGAUUGCCAAUCCGGUGUGUGUAAGCUAAAACGUGCAAAUCAAUUUCACGUUUUAUAAUUGAAUGCAAUCAUGCUGUCAUAAAUGAUUACACGCUAGCGAAAUAACAUCAGAUUUUUGUAAAACUACAUCAUAGAAGAUUGAGUACUAGCUAGGCAUUUGUAAUGUUGCCACAAUAUUAUCGGUUUGAUUCAAUGAAAUGAAUUUUGUGAGAUAACUUGGUUGCAACUCAAGAUCAACUUGAUCUAAGAAAAUAUACUUAUAGACAGUCUUUUUUUAGCAUAAAUCAUAAAACAUAUCGUACUACUGAUACCGCCUAAAUAAAACCAAAUAUUCUCUCAGUAGCUAGCUUAGAAUACUGCAACCUCGAGAUUAUACGCAGAAGAUGGAGUUCUACUACCAUCCUUUUAGUUCACCUUGCAUGGGAGUCUGGUUCACUCUCAACCAAUUGGGCGUAAACUUUGAACUUAAAUUUGUCGACCUAAUUACGGAAGUUGACCAGCGAAAGGAAGAAUUUUUGAAAAUGAAUCCACUUGGAAAAGUUCCUGUACUUAAAGAUGGAGAUUUUUGUUUGAACGAAAGUCACGCCAUUGCUCAGUAUUUAUGUCUAAAAUAUGAAGCGGAUGAUACAGCUCAAAAGUUAUAUCCGAAAGAUUUGCAGAAUCAAGCAAAAGUUAAUUCGCUUAUGUAUCUCGAAUCUGAUUGCCUUUCAAAAAUCUACAAUUACGUGAACUUGACCCUCUGGGCGCGUGAUCAACCACCAAGGAAAGACAGAUUGAAUGAUGUUUAUUCGAGUUUGAAUAGUUUGGAAACAAUACUUGAGCGAAGCAAAUUUUUGGCCAAUGAACAUCCCACAUUGCCAGAUCUGUUUGCUAUUGCAACAGUCAACUUGCUUGAUGUGGCAAAAUUCAAUGACUAUCAGAAAUAUCCCAAUCUUGUGGCGUGGAAACAAAGAAUGCAGCAACUUCCACAUUAUGAAGAGAGCGUUGGAAAGCACAUUCCAGCCAUUACUGAUUUUUUCCAGUCAAAAGCCUAUUUAAAUUUGCCGAAAAAUGACUACUGGGGCAUAAAAUAAUGUGGAAAUAUAUAUGUAUUUUUAGUGAUAUGAAAGAAUCAUUGUCAAGGGCAUCAUUGCUAAGAAUAAAUGGUGAUAUCUAUUAACACAAUAUUCCGUUCAUUAUUCGAUGAGAACGCUGUGUGUUGUUCAAAUUUUAUCUUCCACACUUGUUUCUAUUGCGUUGUUUGCAGGCAUCUUGUGACAUCGACAUUGAGACAAUCAGAAUUUUGACUUGUCUGACGAGUGAACUUUCGCCCUUGUUAAAACAUUCAUUACUAUCUCGUAACAAUGACUUGUAUAGCGCCAAGCUCGUUUUAUCAAUAUCUCUCAGAGUAAUAUUUUAGAAAUUUCGGCUAAAGGUGCCGCGGAUCUUCGUUUAAUAAUUCUUGAUGUGGCGACAAAUAAUACAUCAGUUACACAAUAAGCCAAUGGGAAUUAAACGUGUUUUUUCCAUCCAGCCUCAAAUGACGUUAGUUUUAUCAGUUUUAUCGUAUCAAUAAGCUACUUAUAGUUUUCUCUGUUGUUUUCAGUCUUGCCAAAUAUUUUAUUUUGGUGUUUUUAUGCUGACGUCACCGAAAUCGCCAAUCGAAGCGCUAAAAAUUGCAAAUCCCAUAAUUUCAUCUCAAUGAUUUUAGCAAUAAUAAUAAUUGUGGUAAUAGUCCGGCAGAUGAGGGGCCUUUUUGGGCCCUACCUUGUUUUCAGACAUAAAUUUUUUUUUUAUUUGUGAUUGUUCAU
Messenger RNA from Styela clava, 5820 nucleotides. Its product is annotated as glutathione S-transferase 1-like. Gene Ontology annotation, molecular function: glutathione transferase activity. NCBI's taxonomy places the organism in Eukaryota, Metazoa, Chordata, Ascidiacea, Stolidobranchia, Styelidae. Gene Ontology annotation, biological process: glutathione metabolic process. The record is from RefSeq and is a predicted model, not a curated record.